Messenger RNA from Manis pentadactyla (Chinese pangolin), 1565 nucleotides. RefSeq names its product olfactory receptor 2AT4. Gene Ontology annotation, cellular component: membrane. Bases 594 to 1565 code for a protein of 323 amino acids. The record is from RefSeq and is a predicted model, not a curated record. NCBI's taxonomy places the organism in Eukaryota, Metazoa, Chordata, Mammalia, Pholidota, Manidae. The transcript has a single exon. Gene Ontology annotation, biological process: G protein-coupled receptor signaling pathway. Gene Ontology annotation, molecular function: G protein-coupled receptor activity; olfactory receptor activity.
AGAAAUAGGAUUAAUAAGUCUGUGAGCAGCAGCAUGUUGCAAAGAACAAUGGAGAAAGCAGCCCUUCCAAAGGAACAUGGCGGAACUCUGAGUGAGAGCAAAAGUUACAUGAGUUUAAGGACUUGAUUUAAAAUAUCAGACAUCCCAAUCCAGAUAAUAUCCUAAAAUCAAGACUAGCGAUAAUCUUUCCAAAACCCUUUCACAAUCAUAAUUCAAGAAUUAACUGUUUAGAUCUGGUUUUCCCAGUAAAAUGUAAAUUCUGAGAUGAUAGGAACUUUGCCUGCCUUCUUAACUUUCAUCACAGUAUCACCUGAAUGCAGCAUAAUGACUUCCAUUUGGUAGAUUAUUAGUUAAUUAAUAAUUAAUAUUUGACCAAUGAAGAAAGUUAGGAAUUUUGAGUUCACAUGGUACAAGGCAAUACCACAGCUCACCAUCAGUCCUCUAGGGUUGGUUAUACAUAAUUGUGGUUAUAUUAACUACAGAGUAACUUACAGGAUCUCACUGCAAAAUCCUUUCUUUCUAUGGUUUCCAGAUAGUUCCAGUGUCCAGAUGUCCUAGCUGCUUAUCUCCCAGAAAUCCAGCUCUGUUUCACUAUGGAGACCUUGACCUGUAAUGGAUCGUUGGAUGGCUCAACGAUCUUCUACCUGGUGGGCAUUCCCUCUCUGCCAGAGCCCUUCUUCCUUCCUGUGUUUUUUAUUUUCCUUUUCUUCUAUCUUCUCAUCCUUAUGGGGAAUGCCCUGAUCCUGGUGGCUGUAGUGGCAGAGCCCAGCCUCCACAAGCCCAUGUACUUCUUUCUAAUCAACCUCUCUGCUCUGGACAUCCUCUUCACCACAACCACUGUGCCAAAGAUGUUGUCCCUUUUCCUACUUGGGGACCACUUCCUCAGCUUCCCUGCCUGCUUACUGCAGAUGUACCUCUUCCAAAGUUUCACAUGCUCUGAAGCCUUCAUCCUGGUGGUCAUGGCCUAUGACCGCUACGUGGCUAUCUGCCGCCCGCUGCACUACCCUGUGCACAUGACCCCCCGGACCAAUGCUGCGCUGGCCGCCGGUGCCUGGAUCACUGCCCUCUUCCUACCUAUCCCAGCAGUAGUGAAAACCUCCCACAUGACAUAUAAUAACAUUACUCACAUCUACCACUGCUUCUGUGAUCAUCUGGCUCUGGUUCAGGCCUCUUGCUCUGACACCACACCCCAGACUCUCAUGGGCUUCUGCAUUGCCAUGGUGGUGUCCUUCCUGCCCCUUCUCCUGGUGCUUAUUUCCUACACCCACAUCCUGGCCUCGGUGCUUCAUAUCAGCUCCCGAGAAGGACGCUCAAAGGCCUUCUCCACCUGCAGCUCCCACCUCUUGGUGGUUGGGACCUACUACUCAUCCAUCGCCAUUGCCUAUGUGGCCUACAGGGCUGACCUGCCCCUUGACUUCCACAUCAUGGGCAAUGUGGUAUAUGCUAUUCUCACACCAAUCCUCAACCCCCUCAUCUAUACUCUGAGAAACAAGGAUGUCAAAGCAACUAUUACCAAAAUCACAAGUCUCAAGAGCCACUCUGGGAUAGGAACCCUUGACAUUUAG